GCUAUAUUCCCCAUUGAGGAUUAUAAUUUCGGGUUUCCUUAUCACGAAGUUAUUGUGUAUGAAUGUAAUUUUAUUUGCGACCCUUCCUGGUGGACAUGGCAACAUUAAGAAAAAGAAUAAUUAACUUGAAAGCCGUCAAAGAACUGGAUGGUUUUCCCAAAGUACCUGACACUUAUGUUAAACAAUCUGCAGUUGGUGGUACAUUUUCAGUGUUGAGUUUCUGCCUCAUAGCUUACUUGGUGAUAGCAGAGACGCAAUAUUUUCUUGACACUCGUCUGCAGUUCAAAUUUGAGCCUGACAAUGACUUCAUUGAUGCUAAACUAAAAGUCAACAUUGACAUAACAGUAGCAAUGCCAUGCAGUCGCGUGGGCGCCGAUAUACUCGAUUCUACUAAUCAAAAUUUGAUGGGGUUUGGAACAUUGGAAGAGGAGGACACGUGGUGGGAACUGACACCUGAACAACGAAACCACUUCGAUUCUCUCAAAUACAUGAAUUCAUACCUAAGAGAAGAGUACCAUGCUGUCCACGAGCUUCUAUGGAAGUCUAAUCAGUUGUCACUACUAAGUGAUAUGCCAAAACGAAAUAAUUACCCCAACCACACUCCAGAUGCUUGCCGCAUAUAUGGAAGUUUAGACGUUAAUAAGGUCGCUGGUAAUUUUCAUAUCACUGCAGGAAAAUCAUUGUCACUCCCAAGAGGACAUAUUCAUAUAUCUGCUUUUAUGACAGAACGUGAUUACAACUUUACACAUAGAAUCAACAGGUUUUCCUUUGGUGAACCAAGUCCUGGUGUUAUACAUCCACUUGAGGGAGAUGAAAAAAUAAGCGAUCGUAGUAUGAUGUUAUACCAGUACUUUGUGGAGGUAGUUCCCACGGAUGUCAGAAAUUUAUUGCGGUCGUACAAGACUUAUCAGUACAGUGUAAAAGAUCACCAGCGACCCAUUGAUCAUCAUAAAGGCUCGCAUGGCAUUCCUGGAAUUUUCUUCAAGUACGAUAUGAGUGCUUUGAAAGUCAAAGUUACACAACAAAGAGAUUCGAUUUUUCGAUUCCUGGUUAAACUUUGCGCUACUGUUGGUGGUAUCUUUGUUACUAACGGGCUGUUGAACAAUUUAGUACAGGUAUUCUGGUAUCUGAUAACGUGCCAGUUUCUCAAAAAUCAAGAUCCACGAAAUGAAGAAAAGCUAGUUGUUUCAUCACCCAUUGUCCAAAACCAAUCUCCAAAUUCUGUGAAUUUGCUCACAGCAGCGUCCCCACCGAUUUUAAAUCUUGAAUUUGAUUCCAAUAAAUAAUGUUUCCGUGCGGAAACAACAUUGUUCCUAUUUUAAUUAUACGGACUUGUUCACAGUUAUUCUCCAGGUGACAAGUUUUAGAAGUACAUGCAGAGGUUUUCUCUGCUUGACAUACAUUUAUAAGUACACACUACACUUUGUUUUCGAAACUUUAAUUCAGUUUUUACUGA
This is a messenger RNA of Diprion similis, 1456 nucleotides long. RefSeq names its product endoplasmic reticulum-Golgi intermediate compartment protein 2. Gene Ontology annotation, cellular component: membrane; COPII-coated ER to Golgi transport vesicle; endoplasmic reticulum. Lineage: Eukaryota; Metazoa; Arthropoda; Insecta; Hymenoptera; Diprionidae. The record is from RefSeq and is a predicted model, not a curated record. Gene Ontology annotation, biological process: retrograde vesicle-mediated transport, Golgi to endoplasmic reticulum; endoplasmic reticulum to Golgi vesicle-mediated transport. Bases 96 to 1286 code for a protein of 396 amino acids. The transcript is spliced from 5 exons.